CACCAUAGCUUCCUCUUUACAUUUGCUGUGAUAGCACCGAGUUUUGUCACUCAGCUUCUGAGCAAGUUCAGUGACACUGCCUGGAAAGACUGUGCCGGUGCAGAUGGCAAGCAUCCUGUGUGUGGCAUCUCUCUUUCUCUGUCUAACUAAGCUCAGCAUCAGCCAGAGGGAAGUGAAAAUACAAGAAGGACCUCUGUACAGAACCGAAGGUUACCCUGUCAGCAUCAGUUGCAACGUAAGUGGUCAUCGGGGUCCUUCUACACAGGAUUUCCAGUGGUCUAUUUACCUGCCAAGUGCCCCGACCCAAGAAGUCCAGAUCAUCAGUUCCAAGGAUGCCGGCUUCUCUUACACCAUGUAUGCCCGGAGGGUGCAGAGCAAGGAGAUCUAUGUAGAGAGGCUGCGGGGCAACUCGGUCCUGCUGCGUUUCUCGAAACUCCAGAUGAAGGAUACUGGCGAGUAUGAGUGCCACACACCCAACACGGACGGAAAGUACUUUGGAAGUUACAGUGCAAAGACAUAUCUAACUGUGAUUCCCGACACCCUGUCUGCCACCAUGCCCUCCCAGACACUCGGUAAGAAGGAAGGCGAGCCGUUGGAACUCACCUGCGAGGUGACCAAAGCCACGACUCAACAUACCCAUCUCUCCCUCACCUGGUACCUGACGCAGGAAGGAGGAGGGAGCCACGCCACCGAGAUCAUUUCUCUCUCCAAGGAUUUUAUAUUGACCCCUGGGCCCUCCUACACAGACAGAUUUGUGGCCGGCGAUGUACGGCUGGACAAGCUUGGAGCCACUUUCUUCAAACUGUCCAUAGGCAAGCUCCAGCUCUCAGAUCAAGGCCAUGUGUUCUGCGAGGCCACAGAGUGGAUUCAGGAUCCAGAUGAAGCAUGGACUUUGAUCACAAGAAAGCAGACAGAUCAAACAGCUCUGAAGAUCCAGCCAACAGCAAGAGAUUUUGAAGUGAGCAUCACGGCCAGCAGCUCCCCUGAUGAAGGGAAACCCUUGGAACUGGUCUGCCUGGCUGUCGGCAGAGGAGGUGACCCACAGCUUCAGGGUACUUGGUUCCUCGAUGGGAAGGAAAUUGCCCAGAUUGAUGCUCGCGGGAUCCUGGAUCUGAAGAGAGACUACAGAGACAGAGCAAGCCAAGGACAGCUGCAGGUUUCAAAGUUAAGUGCCCAGACUUUCUCUCUCAAGAUCUUCUCCGUGGGUCCGGAGGACGUAGGCGCCUACACUUGUGAAGUGGCAGAGGUGGUGAGGACUCAGACAGCCUCCUGGCAGGUACUUCAGAGAAAGCAGUCAGUAGGCCACCCAGUGCAGCUGAGGGAGCCGGCAGCAAGAAGUGUGACCGUGUCUGCAGAGCAGCGUGCCGUGUGGGAAGGAGAGACAGUCACCCUUCUCUGCAAGGCAGCUGGAGAUGCAGCUGCUCUGUCUGUCAGUUGGUGGCUCACCCCACAGGACCAGACCACACCCGUGUUUGUGGCUGGCAUGGGGCAAGAUGGUAUUGUGCAGCCAGGAGUCUCUUCUCCCGGCCCUGGGUACCAUGGUAACAGGAGGUUGGAGAAAGUGGACUGGGCCACCUUUCGGCUGGAGAUUGCUUCUGCCACGGUCACAGACAGCGGUACUUAUGAAUGCAGAGUGUCAGAGAGACCCCAGAACCAGGCCAAAGAUUUGCAGUCAACCCAGAAGAUUUCAGUCACAGUAAAAUCUCUGAAAUCAAGUUUGCGAGUUAAUCUGAUGAGCCGGCAGCCACAAGUGAUGUUAGCCCAUACCUUCGACCUGUCUUGUAUAGUGAGGGCCAACUACUCGGAUCUCAAGCUGCCAUUCUCCGUGAUGUGGCAGUUCCAGCCAGCUGGCUCUGGAGCCUUCCAUCAGCUUAUUCGAGUCACCCAUGAUGGCCGAGUUGAAUGGGGGGACACCCUCCCCCAGCUCCACAGGAAGACGAAGGUGUCACAGUCUUUCUUUCGUUCUCAACUCCAAAUCCACGAUGCUGCCAUGGAGGAGACAGGGGUGUAUCGGUGCGAAGUGGAGGUUUAUGACAGAAAUUCCGUGUGCACAAGUGGCCCGGCCAGGGUGUCUGCCACCUCUAACCUAUUAAUGAUUACAGUCACCUUUCCAGAGAGCAAACUGAGAGUGAACUCGAGCAGUCAGGUCCAAGAGCUAACCAUCAGCUCCAGCACUCAAAUAGAAUGUGCCAUCUUGUCCCGAUCUGCUGGAAACCUUCCGUUAUCCAUCAUUUGGUACUUCUCUCCCAUUUCUACAAAUGCAUCCCACUUGAAAAUCCUAGAAAUGGACCAAACCAAUGUUGUAAAAUAUGGGGAUGAAUUUCAAACCCCUCGGAGCAAGCAAAAAUUUUAUUCCGAGAAAGUUUCCCAAGACUUAUUUCUGCUGAACAUUCUGAGCAUGGAGGACAGUGACCAGGGCUGCUACCACUGUGCUGUAGAGGAAUGGCUCUUGUCUACAAAUGGCACUUGGCAAAAGCUUGAAAGGAAGACUUCAGGACUCACAGAAUUGAAACUCAGGCCCACAGAGUCCACGUUCUCUUCCCGGAUCUGCUCCUCUGGACCCUUACUCCACUUCCUCGUCGUCUGCCCCUUCCUCAUGUUGCUCCUUCUAUUCACGUCCUGCCUCUGCUUGUACUGGAAGGCCAGGAAGUUGUCAGACCUGAGUCUCAGUUCGAAGAAAGAAAAGGCUCUUUGGGUGGGCAUGAGGAGGACAUCACUUCAGAAGGAAGGAGGAGAGGAGGGUGAAGGCUACUGAGUUCCAAGGAGCAUCUGUGCUGACAGAAGGAGUGUGGAGAACUUGGUUGGACUGACCAGGGUGAAUGAAUUGUGCUUCAGACCUUGGCCAAGUCACCUAGGGACCAGAAGGACCAUGCCAUGGGCAUGUGUGGUUAACCAGAUCUAGUUGAGUGCUUCUUUGUGUAGCAACCUUUUUUUUUCUUUCAUCCUUCAGAAGCAGAUAGCAUCAUUGACCCCACUUACACAGACCUCACCUCCUGGAGGUCCAGCCCUCAUCUGGAAAGAGAGGACUACCAGCUGGCAAGCCUUCCUUCCUCUCUCAUUCCCCUCCAACAUCACCUAUUCCCUUGGAAACAUCAGCUUGGCCCAGUCACAAGGGAAAUCAUUUUUCUUUAAAUAAGAAAUGUAGGGGAAACUGGGUGUCUGCAAAGUAAGAGAAAUUGAGAGCGUGGACUGGCUUGCCUGCAAUCGGACUCCCCCAGUCAGUAUGUAGCUUUUUCUAGGCAGAAAUCCAAUGUUUUUCCUCCAACCCCCUUUGCCAAUGCCUGCUGAAAAGUUAAAGAGUAGUUGUCUAAUCAAUAUUGGUCCUUUGACAAAAGAGUAACAUGUUGCAGCCUUUUUGAAGUGUUGAUUCAAUGUACUGCUUUUAUGAUUUGGGCAUGUUUUUUUUGUUUCUGUCUUUGUUAUGUUGAGAAAAGGUCUUGGGAUACAGCCCCAUGCCAGCCUUGAACUUGAUCUCACUGUAUAGCCCUGGACUGUACAGUCUGGGGUGUCCUCCAAUUUACAGUGGUCUUCCCCCUUCCAAGCCAGCCUCCAAGUGCUGGGAUUAGAAGCAUGUAUUGGCACUGGUCAGUGCUGUGCAUGUCUUUAAUCCCAGCACUCAGGAGGUAGAAGUGGGUGAAUCUCUGAGCUCAAGGCCAGCCUGGUCUACAGAGUAUGUUCCAAGAAAGCCAGGGCUACACAGAGAAACCCUGUCUUGGAAAAAGAAGGAAGAAGAAGAAAAAGAGGAGAAAAAAGAGGAAGAGGAGGGGGCUGGAGAGAUGGCUCAGGGGUUAAGAGCACUGAUAGUUCUUCUAGAGGUCCUGAGUUCAAUCCCCAGCAACCACAUGGUGGUUCACAACCCUCUGUAAUGUGAUCUGAUGCCCUCUUCUGGUGGGUCUGAAGACACCUACGGUGUACUCAUAUACAUAAAAUAAAUAAACCUUUAAAAAAAAAGAGGAGGAGAAAAGGAGAAGAGGAGGAGGGAGGGUGAGGGGAAAGGGAGGAGAGGAAGAUAUUGCCAUGCUUGGUUUUUAAGAGAUAGUAAGUCAUCAUUGAAGAAUAUCCCCCUACACCCAUACAACAGUGUUCUACUCAGCCCCCAAGGCCUCCUCCUAUCUCCUACACACACACACACACACACACACACACACACACAAACACACACACACACACACACACACACACACACACACACCAGGCCUCCUCCUAUCUCCUACACACACACACACACACACACACACACACACACACACACACACACACCAGGCCUCCUCCUAUCUCCUACACACACACACACACACACACACACACACACACACACACACACACCAGUCUACCACCAUAGUGCUUGGCCAGUGCCUUCUUUGAGAGCACUGGGUAGGAGGGACGAGCUUUAGUAGAACUUGGGAGAGAGCUCUACAGUAAUUCCCUGAUCUCACGAUACUGCAGUGUUGGUUCAAGGGAAGCAGAGGGUCAAGUCUGAUUCCUGAGUUUCCUAAUCUCACUCUAGAAAUCCCAGUGUGAUGGUUUAAGGCUUUCAAGAGCUGUUUCCACUGUGCAGGCCUGGCCACAGCCAGAAUUGAAAAUCAAUCAAAUAAAGGACCUGAGAUAACA
Molecule: messenger RNA, 4611 nt
Organism: Rattus norvegicus (Norway rat)
Lineage: Eukaryota; Metazoa; Chordata; Mammalia; Rodentia; Muridae
Source: RefSeq, a predicted model, not a curated record